Molecule: messenger RNA, 3149 nt
Organism: Synchiropus splendidus (mandarinfish)
Lineage: Eukaryota; Metazoa; Chordata; Actinopteri; Syngnathiformes; Callionymidae
Gene: tspan5a
Product: tetraspanin 5a
Exons: 11
Coding region: 290-1165 (291 amino acids)
Biological process (GO): protein maturation; protein localization to plasma membrane; regulation of vascular endothelial growth factor signaling pathway
Cellular component (GO): membrane
Source: RefSeq, a predicted model, not a curated record
UAGAUAGUGACCGCACGCAGCCAUCUUCCCGCCUACACGGCGCAACAUUCCCGGAGAAGAAGACGAUCUCCUUUUGAUCCCGGAGCGAGUGAUCCGUCUCCCAGCCGGGCCUCCUCCUCCUCCCGUGGAUGUUCGAGUGCGCCUCCGGGUCCAGCGAGGAAGAAGCGGCCGUCCGGUCGCUUAACGGAGGAAAUGCACCCCCGGAGCGUUGAACCUGCCCCAUCCCGCACACAAAGCCUGUGAAGCAGGCCGUGUUUCCUCCCGCUGCGCCGCCGAUGAUGCUCACACCAUGUCGGGGAAUCAUUACAAAGGCCACGAAGUCAGCUGCUGCAUCAAAUACUUCAUUUUCGGCUUCAACAUCCUCUUCUGGCUGCUGGGAAUGGCCUUGGUCGGAAUUGGCUUGUGGGCUUGGAGUGAGAAGGGUGUUCUCUCCAACAUCUCCUCCAUCACUGACCUGGGAGGUCUUGACCCAGUCUGGCUCUUCAUGGUGGUUGGGGGUGUGAUGUUCAUUCUGGGAUUCGCCGGGUGCAUCGGAGCGCUGCGGGAAAACACAUUCCUGCUCAAGUUUUUUUCAGUGUUUCUCGGGAUCAUCUUCUUCCUGGAGCUGACCACCGGGAUCCUGGCCUUCGUUUUUAAAGACUGGAUCAAAGACCAGCUCAACCUGUUCAUCAACAACAACAUCCGAGCUUACCGGGACGACAUCGAUCUGCAGAACCUCAUCGACUUCACUCAGGAAUAUUGGGAAUGCUGCGGAGCGUUCGGAGCCGACGAUUGGAACCUCAACAUCUACUUCAACUGCACAGACUCAAACCCCAGUCGAGAAAAGUGUGGCGUCCCAUUCUCCUGCUGCACCAAGGACCCGGCGGAGGAUGUGAUCAACACUCAGUGUGGAUAUGACAUCCGUGCCAAACCUGACUCAGAGCAGAAGGACUCCAUCAACAUGAAAGGUUGUGUGCCGCAGUUUGAGAAGUGGCUGCAGGACAACCUCACUUUGGUGGCCGGGAUCUUCAUCGGCGUCGCGUUACUGCAGAUUUUCGGUAUUUGUUUGGCCCAAAACCUAGUGAGUGACAUUGAAGCUGUGCGGGCGAGCUGGGUGCCCCCCCCUCUGUCCAUGCGCCGACCCCCACCACACUCCAGCAAGAAAGCAGCCGCUUACUACUCAUGAGACUCACACGCCCGCGCUGAAUGUGUGUGAGCGUGUGUAGCCGUUUCUUUACUUAAAGCAGAACCAGCUUCUGCACCCACAGCUGCAGGGCCGAGCCAGGAAGACGCCAGGCGGCUCUUCCGGCGCCGCGAGGACCUGCACCAGACCAGACACUGAACCAGCACCUUGUUCUCUCAGCACUAACCUGUGAACGUGUAAAUAACACCUUGUGAGCGACGUGAACCUGCCCGGCCUGCAGACUGUCACCUGACUUUGAUAGUGGACACCUAGCGGUUUUGAUACAUUUUGAUAUUAGAUAGAUAUUUUUCACAGACUAUUCCGUGUGGGACUGUGACAUCGCUCCGUCGCCGAGGUUGCCAUUGUUCCCUUUACACUUCCCUCUGCACUGCUUUUCUACCAAAAUGCCUGCUGUAACAGAAACACUGGAUUUUUUUUUUUUUUUGCUUCAUCUGGAAUUCAAGUGGGGAUGUUUCCCUGGCAACAAGAAAAAUGUUGCUACAGUCCCUAAACAUCAACCGUUCAUGUCUGCGAGACGUUACAGAAUUAACUGUUGCUAUUAUUAUUGACUGAGACCAGGACAUCUAGAACCACAAACAAUGUCCAGCACAUAUUUCUGUCAGAGGUCUUUUUCUUCUUCUUCUUCUAGGCCCAAUAUUAAAUCACAGAACCAAUGUAGAUCGUUCAGAAAACAAAUAACAGUCUUUGCGUCAGUUAGCACCUCAGCUACAGUAGCGCGUCUUUAGUGUUGAUAUUUAGAUGAAGAAAUCAGCAGGGCAGUGAGAGAAGAGUUCUGCUACAUUAGCUUGUCAGCUCCGUAAGCAGACAAUAUACAAGUAGGUGUUGAAUGCAUUAAUUUUUGAGGGAUGCUAAUUUAUGGCCUAAUUUUAAAGGUGUUGCAUUGUAAGAGUUCAUCCAUCUAAGAGCUACAAAAUCCUAUGGAUGUAUAAGAAAGAUUUUAAAUGCUGGGUUUGGAAACGGUUCGGGCUCCUCCACAUGUAAAUAAAGGAUUUAACUGUGCAGCUAAUGUAAAUACAGCAGUGGUGAUGUGACCCAAGGGGUUCUCUUUUGCUAAUUAUGACGCUAAAAUUCCCAUGUUCCACUGCAGUUAUGGUUAGACUUGGACAACACCUGCAAGCUACAGUCAUGUGGCGUAGAAUUUAGAAAUUGUUUUGCCAGUCUGUUGCCCGGGUCCAAUCCAAGAGAUCGCCGUUUCCUCUAUUCAUUGAUUUCUAAUAUGGUUCUUAGGGAUGCCCCGAUCGAUCAGUCACCGAUCAUGAUCGGCCUAUUUCAGCGUGAUCGGUGAAUGCCGGCGCGCUGAUGAAGCCCUGCUGGUUGUGACGCGUCAGUCUGUCAUGUUAAGAUGGCAUCCAGCAGCACAUGCACGGGUUUUUCUAUUUUUGCCACCUUGAAGAGGUAUAUAAAACGUGUCUGAAUUAAAAUGAUUUACAAAUUCAUUGUCAAUCCGUGUGAUCGGCAGCAGAAAUCCUGAUCGGAGCAUCCAUAAUGGUUUUACUCUCCCAGUCCAACUGGAUUGUAACGGUUCGGUGUGAAUUUGUGUCCCACUGGAGCAACAAACCCUUAGCGCAAAGACGCCCACAGGAGGUGCAGGAUGACAUUGCGGAGUACACUAGGUGGAUGCAAAAUCUAAUUUCUGGUUCCAUUCCAUAUGUAACUAUAUUUUUUUUUCAAUCCAGAACGCAUGUUACAUUUUAAGACUGAAUGGAACUAAUUUUUGGUUUUAGUGUGGAUCCAGUGAAACCUUAAAGCUGGGUUGUGUUGAAGUAUUCACCCGCUUAUUUACAUGAUUAUUUGUACUCAUCUUCUUCCUCCUUUCAGUUUCCACAAUCUUAAAAGAAAGCGCCGCACUUGAAUGCCGCGCUUCAUAUCAGACCCCUGUGCGUCCCACUGACAUUGUUGUGUCACUUCCUGUUCAUGCCUGUUUAAGUGACUGCUUUUAAUAAAGAAUUUAAAAUCAAAGAUACUC